UAAAAUGUAUUUAUCUAAGUCUCAGAAACAAAAUGUUAGAACUUGAAGUUAGUGCACUAACAAGUAACUACAAUGUGAUAGGUGUUACAGAAACUUGGUUGUCGGAGAGUGAUGGAGACGAAUAUAAUAUUAGUGGGUAUACACUGUAUAGGAAAGACAGGCAGGACAGAAGAGGCGGAGGGGUAGCGCUAUACAUAAGAAAUAGUCUUGAAGCCCAGGUGUUAAAUCUGGAUGAAGAAAACAACGCUGAAUCAAUAUGGGUCAGAAUAAUGGACAAAAAUUCAAAGGGCAUAAUAAUAGGAACAUGCAAUAGACUGCCAAACUCAGACGCCGAGCAAAAUAAUCUGUUAUACAAUGACAUUAGAAAUGUGUGUAGCAAAGGAGAAGCCAUAGUAAUGGGGGAUUUCAACUUCCCCCAUAUAAAAUGGGAAAACCCGGUGGGGAGCACGACGGACGAAAUUGAAAUGGUGGAAAUGACAAAUGACUGCUUCCUAAUGCAAUUUGUCAAGGCACCGACUAGAGGGGAGGCAUGCCUUGAUUUAGUCUUUUCAAAUAACAAAGACAGAAUAACUAAAACAGAGGUCAGAGAACCAUUGGCAAACUCAGACCACAACAUGGUCUCAUUUGAAGUGCUUUUUAAAACCCAAAAUGUAAUGACUAAAGCUAAGGUUUACAAUUUUAGAAAAGUAAACUAUGAAGGUAUGAAAAAAAGACUAACAGAAGCAGAUUGGAGUAAAAUAGAGAAAACAGCCACAGAAAAAGGAUGGCUGUUUUUUUUUUAAAUGUAGUACUAGAGGCGCAAAACAAUUACACCCCAAAAGUAGACAAAUGUAAAUUUAAAACAAAAUGGCCAAAAUGGUUUAAUAGAUCAAUUAAAAAGAAUAUUCAGCAAGAAAAGGCACUUUACAGAGCGUUUAAAAGGGACCAAAAACAAAGUACACAGAAAGAGUACUUGGAACUGUAAACGCAAGUCAAAAAGGAAGUUAGAAAGGCCAAGAGAGAGAGAGAGAGAAUGAACAUUGCUAAGGGGGCUAAAACCAAUUUCAAAAUGUUUUUCCAAUAUUAUAACAGCAAGAGAACAUUCAAAGAGGAGGUUAAAUGUCUAAGAGAUACAAAUGGCAAAAUCAUAGAUGAAGAAGAAAAUAUAAUAGCAAAUAUAUUAAAUGAUUACUUUUCACAAGUUUUUACAAAGGAGGACACAGACAACAUACCCCACAUGUCGACCUGUUCAUAUCCAGUUUUAAAUAACUUUAGCAUAACAGAGGCAGAAGUGUUAAAGGGACUAGGAGCUCUUAAAAUAAACAAAUCCCCUGGGCUGGAUGAGAUCCUCCCAAUAGUACUCAAAGAAAUUAAAUAAGUUAUUUACAAACCGCUAACCAAGAUCAUGCAACAGUCUUUUGACACAGGGGUUGUACCGACAGACUGUAGAACUGCAAACGUAAUACCAAUCCACAAAAAGAGAGACAAAACCGGACAAGAAAAGGUAGCGAUUAAAAUCCUGGACAAGACGAAGCUGGACCAGAAGACGCAGCGUCUGCUGUCGAGAGAGAUCUCCAGCAUGGAGAUGCUGCACCACCCCAAUGUGAUCCGGCUGUACGAGGUUGUGGAGACCCUGUCCAAGCUGCACCUUGUCAUGGAGUACGCAGGAGGAGGGGAGCUCUUUACCAAGAUCAGCACAGAGGGGAGGCUCUCUGACACAGACAGCAGAAUCGUCUUCUCUCAAAUCCUCUCUGCAGUCAAACACAUGCACGAUAGAAGCAUAAUUCACAGAGACCUGAAAGCAGAAAAUGUGUUUUAUACCUGCAACACGUGCGUGAAGGUGGGAGACUUCGGCUUCAGUACCAUCAGCAAGAAGGAAGAGACCCUCAACACGUUCUGUGGCUCCCCGCCUUACGCAGCCCCUGAACUGUUCAGAGACGAGAACUACGUGGGCGUCUUCGUGGACGUCUGGGCGCUGGGCAUCCUGCUCUUCUUCAUGGUGACUGGCACCAUGCCUUUCAGAGCAGACACUGUAGCUAAGCUGAAGAAGUGCAUUCUGGACGGCACUUAUACCAUCCCCCCUUAUAUCUUAGAGCCCUGCCAGAGACUGAUUCGAGGCAUCCUGCAGCCUGUGCCUGCCAACCGCUACACUAUAGACCACAUCAUGACCAGCGAGUGGCUUCACUCGGUCCAGUUUCCCAAAGCUAUGGAGCCUUUCAAACUGGACCCCAUGUAUCUGGCUGAACCCUGUGACCUGAAGGAAGAGGAGGUGGAAGUUAAAGUGGCUUUGGAGAAUCUGGGCAUCACAGAGGAGCACAUUAGGAACAACCAGGGGAAGGACUCGCGCAGCUCCAUCACUGGAGUUUACCGCAUCAUCCUGCACCGUGUGCAGAAGAGACUAGCAAGGGAGAGCGUGCCCAUUAUCACACAGCUGGAACUCAAAGACUCCAAGAAAGAGAGGCACAAGCCUUAUCGUGAGAUCAGGUACACAUCCAAACUCUGUUCAAUUUUAUAAAUUGAGAAGAUGUCAUUGUCUUUAAUCAUACAGAUUUUGUACUGAAAAUAGAAUGUGUUUUUUUUUCACAAUGUUUGUGUUACAUUUUUGUAAGGUUAAAUUAAUAAAUUGUGUCUCUUAAUUCAA
Acipenser ruthenus (sterlet) is the source of this 2620-nucleotide messenger RNA. RefSeq names its product serine/threonine-protein kinase NIM1. Gene Ontology annotation, molecular function: protein serine/threonine kinase activity; ATP binding; tau-protein kinase activity. NCBI's taxonomy places the organism in Eukaryota, Metazoa, Chordata, Actinopteri, Acipenseriformes, Acipenseridae. Gene Ontology annotation, cellular component: cytoplasm. The transcript is spliced from 3 exons. Bases 1385 to 2494 code for a protein of 369 amino acids. The record is from RefSeq and is a predicted model, not a curated record. Gene Ontology annotation, biological process: intracellular signal transduction; microtubule cytoskeleton organization; protein phosphorylation.